AUGACAGAUUUACCAGGAAGUCCCUCACAGGGACAGCUUCUACGCUUCCGCAAGGAAGCAUCUCAUCCAGACUCUCCCCAACAGCUCUCUUCCCUUCUUUCUUCGAAGCCCGGUGUUUGGCCUGUCAGGGAAUUCCGUGACCUGAUUCUCGCAUUUCAAGAUAUUUACAAGUCCCUUCCUGAAGAGCGCAAGGCCCAGGAGGAUGAGUCCAUUACAUUCCUCCGAACACAAGUCAAGCAGGCCACACCUUGUCUUGCUGAGCUCAUAGGAACAGACCCUCGUGCUGGACUUAUUGAUGCUACUUCUGGACGAAACCUGACACAUGGUGCCAUUCGUUCCUUUGUACAGAACUUUGAGCUUCCUGUUGGUCCAUCCCAACAUGGCAAGCCUCGCAUUGCUGUUAUCCUUCCCAAUGGUCCGAUUAUGGCACUUGCUGUCCUCUCCUUUGCUAAUAGAUAUACCAUGGUUCCCAUGGCCAACAACACUGUACCAGAGCAAUUGCAAAUGGAUAUUCGACAGGUGCAAGCCGAUGCUGUUGUUGCACUGGAUGCUGAUAUUGCCAAGUUGAAGCUCAACGAUGGAGCUCGACCCGUCUUUGGUCUUGAAGACCUUGAUGAUCUGACUUUACAAGUUGUCUCAUCUUACAAUACUACAACUGAGAAAUCGAGUUUCUCGCCUAACGCCGCCAACGAUAUUGCUAUCAUUCUCUUUACCAGUGGUACCAGUGGUACUAAAAAACUGGUCCCUAUAACAAUUUUUAACCUCAUUGCGGGUACCAUGGCCACUAUCGAGUCCGUGGAGCUUACGGAAACCGAUACCUGUCUCAACAUGAUGCCCCUAAACCAUGUUGGAGGUAUCCUUCGCAGUAUUCUAUCCCCUAUUCUUGCGGGCGGCGCCACAAUUUGCUGCCCUUCCUUUGAUCCCAGUAUGUUCUGGGAUGCCGUUGAAAGCCCUUACAUGACCCCGACAUGGUACUACGCCACACCCACUAUGCAUCAAAUGAUCCUCGGUGAGGCGGAGCACCGGCGCGAAGCGGUUGCCCAAAGUGUCAUCAAGUUUAUUUGUAAUGCGGGUGCUGGUCUCCCCCCGACCCUUGCCAUGCAGCUACGUGAUAUGUUCCAUUGUGUUAUCCUCCCCAGUUAUGGUAUGACAGAAUGCAUGCCUAUUGCUGCGCCACCAAAGAACUAUGCCCUUGAUCGACAUGGAACAUCAGGUCGAAUUGUCGGCCCCGAUGUGGCUAUUUUGUCAGAGGAGGGUCAACCUGUCGCAAAAUGUGGAAUGCUAGGACGCAUCUCCAUCCGGGGAUCUCCCGCCUUCGAAGGGUACCUUACCGCUGAGGGUAAAAUUGACAAGAGUGCAUUCAAUGCAUCCGGCUGGUUUGAUACCGGUGACUUGGGAUACCUUGAUGCCGACAAUUAUCUAUACAUCACUGGUCGCAGCAAGGAGGUUAUCAACCGCGGUGGUGAGAUUAUUUCUCCCGUCGAAGUUGAGGAUGCUGUCUUGGCAGCUGCCAAGGAUCCCGAAUCCCCUCUCUAUGGCCGUGUCACAGAGACACUAGCCUUCUCUGUUCCCGAUGAGGUUCUUCAGGAAGUUGUUGGUGCUGUGAUCGUCACUCCUCCCGGAAGUACCAGACCCGAUCUCCGUCAGCUGCAUGAAGCACUGCAGCCCAUCAUUCAUCAACCUAAGUGGCCUGCCGUCAUUGUGUACAUGGAUCGUGUACCAAAGUCAAAUAACAAGAUCCAGCGUAUCAAGCUCGCUCAACGUCUGACCCUGGAUACCCUCACACCCACUACUCCCCUGGCAGACCGACACUUUGAGGCCAGUUGCCCUCCCAAUGGUACUCCUCUGAGCACACCCAUCGUCAAGAAGGCUUGUGUCAUUGAUGAUCAGAUUAUUAAGACGACUCUUGCCAGGCAAGACAGUGUCGAAUCCGUCCACGUUCAUAUCAACCCGCGCGAUGGAUUCGCCCACGCUGUUCUGUUCGGUCAGCAUCCUGACAUGGACCUUGUUAAGCCCAGCGAUUUUCAUCAUGAGCUCGAUGGUUACCUUAUCCCCGGUCGCAUCACACCUCUGAACUGCUCGAUGCCUCUUGAUAGAUUUGGAAACCCCGAUCACACUGCUAUCGAGGCAGCCAUCCGCGCCCGCAACUCUGACGGCAGUCUCACUGCCACUCAGCGUCGUGUGCGCGAGGCCUUUGCCAGUGCCUUGUCUUGCACUAUUGAAGAUAUCUCCUCUUCGACUGACUUUUUCGCUGCUGGCGGCGACAGUCUUAGUGCCGGUCGUCUGGUCUCUCAACUGCGUCGCGAGUUUGGUAUCUUCCUGGCUGGUGACAUUCUCUUCCACCACAGUACUGUCGGUGAAAUUGAAAGUAAGAUUGUCGAGGCUGUGGAGAUCAAGGCUGCCAAGGGUGAUGAGGGAGAGGUUGAGCUGCCUGGCUGUGAGAAGACAUACAGCAGCACCAACCCAAUUGUCAUGUUCUUCCACCUGUUCCCCAUUGCGUUCUUCUUCCCUAUGAAGCGUGCUUUCCAAUGGCUUGUCUUCGCCUAUGUUGUGGCCGAGUGUUCGAUUCGAUUCCCCAUCCGAUUCGACCUCAUUGGUCGUUUGGUCUUGAUUGUGUUGGCCGUGUUGGCCGCUCGUGUUGCUGGUCAUAUCCUCUUUCCCUUCUGUGCCCUUGGCUGGAAGUGGAUUUGCAUUGGUCGUUACAAGGAAGGUAUCUAUCCCAUGUGGGGUCCAUACCACACUCGCUGGUGGUUGUCUCAAAAGGCAAGCCAGGUCUGUGGUCGAGGAAUUUUCAACCACUUCAACUGGUCUCGUGUUCUCUUCUACCGUAUGAUGGGUAUGAAGAUUGGCAAGAAUGUUACCAUCUCCAGAUCUGCGAAGGUUGGUGAAUACGACCUGAUCGAGAUCGGAGAUAAUGUCGUCUUGGACAACUGUCAGUGCCGUCCCUUUGCUGUGGAGCGCAACACCUCUAUGCUUUUGAAGCGUAUUCGCAUCGGCAAGGACUCCAGUGUUGGUACCAAGUCACUUAUCGCUCCUGGUGCUGAUAUCCCUGAGAACACCUGCAUUGGUCCUAAUUCCUCAAGCUGGGAGCUGCAAGAUGCCGAUGAGUCUAACCGCGAUCUGCUUUCUACUCGCAUCCCUCAGCCUCACUGGAUCUUUGUCCUUCUGAUUGUUGAGCCUAUUCGUAUCAUCGUUUGGACUGCUGCUCGUCUUACUUGGAUGGGUGGUCUUGUGCCCAUGGUGAAACAGUUCCCUGCCUACUCCAACGACAUGUUUUUGGCUACCCUGGAAUGGUACACUAGUGGUCGACGAAUUGGUCUGCACAUCGCCGCACGAAUUUGUCGUGCUAUUGGUGGUCCGAUCGUCCUUUUCAUCACAGUCCUGAUUUUCAAGACCCUCCUCGAUCUUAUCUGCGGCAAGCCCAAGCCUGGUCCUGCCUCGAAGAUGUCCACUCGUCAGAAGGUGCGAAGUGCCGUGCUUGCGGAGAUCCUGCCUCAUGGUGAUAUCCAUGAGCUUACCCGUAUCGCUGGUCGUCACUACGAACUUGUCUCCAUGGCUAUUCGCCUCCUGGGUGGAAAGGUUGGAAAGCGUAUCUAUUGGCCCAGUGUUGGUCCCGCUCUUCCGGACUUCGAUCUUGUUGAGGUUGGUAACGAUGUUGUCUUCGGUUCUCGAUCAACCAUUGUCACUUCCGAUGGCUACGGUCGCGACCGCGUUGUGAUUGGUGACGGUACUAUGGUCGGUGAUCGUGUGGUUGCCCUGCCUGGUGUUACUAUCGGUCGCGAGGCUAUGAUUGGCUCUGGUGCUCUGCUCCGUCGAAAUGGUGAUUAUCCUUCCAACACCAUCUGGACUGGCAGCAAGGGUGGUAAUGCCGUCCAGUUCCCUUCAUCCAACUCGGCCACUAUCUCAACUGCUCCCACUGUCGUUGGAAGCAGCAACAGCAGCCAAGACGGUUACAGUGAUGACGAGAAGCACCCAAGUGAGAAGACAUUCACUGACGAGAAGCCAACAAUGGUUGUCACCAAGAACACCAACAACUCUACUGAGGAGAUCCCUGAGACGGACACCUGCAAGCCCUUUGGUCGUGCGUUCUACCGUGGAGAGGCAAACUACUACGUCCUCCGCAUCUGGCAAAUCGUCAUCUACUCCUGCCUGUCAGUAAUUUUCACUACUGUCUACUGGCUGCUCACUGUCGUCUUCUCCCUCUUGGCUCUUCGUGCUGUCCUCACCCACACUACUAUGCCUGGUUUUGGCGAAGGUCCUUGGCGUCCAUUUGUCCUCUAUGGUGUCCUUGCUUCCUUUUUGUCAGCUAUCAGUUUCUUCCAAUCAUUCCUUGCCUUCGGCAUUGUCAUCUGCUGUAAGUGGAUGGUCAUGGGUCGCCGCAAGGAAGGUGCUUUCCAUUGGGACAAGAGCAGUUACAACCAGCGAUGGCAAUUCCUGCUCUCUUGCGAGACUCUUAUCAAGGACUGCUACGGUGGAAUUGGUCUUCUGCCCAUGAUCACUGGCUCUGCCUACAUCUCCUGGUACUACCGCCUUCUUGGUGCCACCAUUGGCAAGGACUGUGCUAUCCACGCCAACGGUACUCCCAACGUUUUCUUCACUGAGCCUGACCUUAUUACCUUUGGCAACCGUGUCGCUGUCGAUGACGCUAGUGUGGUCUGCCACGUGAACUCUCGUGGUGAGUUCGAGCUACACACUCUGAAGAUCGGAGACCGGAGUAUUAUGCGUGCUGGAUCACGUCUGAUGUCUGGUGCUUCUAUGGGUGAGGAUGCAUGCCUUCUGGAACACACCCUGGUCAUGUCUGGUGACCAUGUUGAAGACAAGGCUACACUUCAAGGCUGGCCCGCAGAAGGCUUCCAGGGGAAGCGUGCAUAG
Penicillium malachiteum is the source of this 4872-nucleotide messenger RNA. RefSeq names its product non-ribosomal peptide synthetase. The record is from RefSeq and is a predicted model, not a curated record. The transcript has 3 exons. Gene Ontology annotation, biological process: fatty acid metabolic process. Gene Ontology annotation, molecular function: medium-chain fatty acid-CoA ligase activity; phosphopantetheine binding. Lineage: Eukaryota; Fungi; Ascomycota; Eurotiomycetes; Eurotiales; Aspergillaceae. The coding region runs from base 1 to 4872 and encodes 1623 amino acids.